AUGGAAGCCGGAGGUGGCGGAGCCGAGGAGGAGCAGGUGAUGAGCGAGGUGCACCUGGGCUACUCGCCGCACUUCUCCGGCCUCCACAUCUCCCGCUUCAGCUUCUCCUCACGGCCAAUAGGGCCAUCUGGGGACAACGAUGGUGUUGGUGGCGGUGGGAGCGAGUUAGCCGCAGCAACGAGCGGUUCUUUUAGAAGUGACUGCCAUCUGCUCACCAUUCAGCAUGGUGUUACCAGCUCGCUUAAGAGCGUUGGGCUUCAGGUUUGGAAAGCGGCAUUACUAUUAGCUGACUUUGUUUUGCAUAAAAGAUUUUCAUCGUCCAACUUUGAUAGUGUUACUGCCAUUGAGAUAGGUGCUGGAACAGGUGAUAAUUGA
Messenger RNA from Miscanthus lutarioriparius, 375 nucleotides. The record is from the annotation of a GenBank genome assembly. NCBI's taxonomy places the organism in Eukaryota, Viridiplantae, Streptophyta, Magnoliopsida, Poales, Poaceae.